Molecule: messenger RNA, 1538 nt
Organism: Perognathus longimembris pacificus (Pacific pocket mouse)
Lineage: Eukaryota; Metazoa; Chordata; Mammalia; Rodentia; Heteromyidae
Gene: Il7
Product: interleukin 7
Exons: 5
Coding region: 428-907 (159 amino acids)
Biological process (GO): immune response
Cellular component (GO): extracellular region
Molecular function (GO): growth factor activity; interleukin-7 receptor binding
Source: RefSeq, a predicted model, not a curated record
AACAACAACAAAAAACCUUUGGCCUGAGUCAGAAGACAGCUGUUUACUUCUGGCAGUGUUUUGGAAAUUUGCUCCGUUCCCUGGUCCUGGUCUCAAAUACACGCUGAAGUGGCUCAGAGGAUAAACCCAAAGGUUGAACCUGCAGACCAAGCACCAAGUAGAAACUGAAAGUACAGUGCAGACUGAUCCUACGGAAGUUAUGGAAAAGGCACUGCGCGGAGCCGGGCAGUGAUGAGUGCCGCCCCUCCCGGGAUGGAUGCAAGCCGGCGCGGUGUGGAUGAAAGGAACCAGCGGCAGCUCCUGCACUGCCCAGCUUCGCUUGUGGCAAUUCCGCGGAAGACUGGAGUCCUGGGAGUGAUUAUGGGUGGUGAGAGCUCGCUCCUGCUGCAGUUGCGGUCAUCAUGACUACGCCCGCCUCCUGCAGACCAUGUUCCAUGUUUCUUUUAGGUAUAUCUUUGGAAUUCCUCCUUUGAUCCUUGUUCUGUUGCCAGUAACUUCUUCUGAUUGUCACAUUAAAGACACAGAUGGUAAAGCAUUUGAAAAUGUUAUAGUCAUCAGCAUCGAUGAAUUGGUCAAAGAAUUGGUCAAAAUAAUAGGAAAUGAUAGUGAUUGUCUGAAUAAUGAAUCAAACUUUUUUAAAAAGCAUUCAUGUGAUGAUACAAAGAAAGCUGCUUUUCUAAGUCGUGCUGCUGGCAAGUUGAAGCAAUUUCAUAAAAUGAAUCUCACUGAGGAUUUUGGAGAUCACUUAUCUAAAGUUUCAGAUGGUACAUUAGCACUGGUGAACUGCACCAGCCGUAAGGAAGAAAAAGGUAAAAAGGACAAAAAAAAGAAUGACCCGUGUUUCCUUAAGACACUAUUAGAAGAGAUAAAAACUUGUUGGAAUAAAAUUUUGAUGAACAUUAAAUAACAAUGAAAACUAUGGAGUGGCAAUACAGAGUCUAUGUCCUGAAGUUCCAUUCUUCAAGAGUCAAUUUGCCUUUGCAGUUGUUGGAGAAGAAACCCUCUAUAAGCUGCUGCAUGUGUCAUAGAAUAGAUGAUUUGAGUAAAUGAGAAACCUACACUGUUAUAAAUGAACAUAAACAAUGGAAAAUGAUUAGCUGCAGUCAACAACUGUUUUGUAUGUAUGUGAAUAUAUAGCACUUGGUUUAACCAUACAGAUUUUGUAAAACAAUUCUCAUAAGGUAUCAUUUACAAUACUACUUCUUAAACGUCUUCCAAUAUUUCAGAAGCUAUAAAAAUCUAUAAAGUAUAUAAAAAGGAUAAAAGCACUCAAAAUUAUAAGUUUUAUUAUGAAGGUAAUAUUUUUGCCCACUGCAAUCCAAGUACUUGGAGUAAGAGUAGAAAUUGCCACCUUCUGCACUACAGAUAUUUUAGGGUUAAUAGUGAUGUACAGAAAAAUGUUCACAAGAAUUAGUCAAAUGCUUUAAAGAAGUAACAUAAAAAACAAGAUACAUAAGAGAAAGAUCAAGAGAUGUAAGCAAAUGUGAAUUGUACCACAGUGCCUUUCACAAAAGAUAAAGUAUGUAAAAUAAAAAUUU